Messenger RNA from Achroia grisella, 2046 nucleotides. Its product is annotated as spondin-2-like. Gene Ontology annotation, cellular component: extracellular matrix. The transcript is spliced from 10 exons. Bases 245 to 1816 code for a protein of 523 amino acids. The record is from RefSeq and is a predicted model, not a curated record. Gene Ontology annotation, biological process: cell adhesion. NCBI's taxonomy places the organism in Eukaryota, Metazoa, Arthropoda, Insecta, Lepidoptera, Pyralidae.
CGCGAUAACCUAAUCGAUUCUAUCAAAUUGAAUUUGCACAUGCUCGUGGCAAUUUAAACUCGGUUAGGCUUUAUACAGUGAAUCGAUGUCAGUUUAUCGGUCAAAAUCAUUCGUGAAACGCUGAUCUACUCGAGUAAUUAAGAAAGUGGUGUGUUGUGAAAUUGCGCAGGAGUAUUGUUGUUGUUUCGUAACACGUAACCAAAGCAAAGUUGUCAGUUGCGAUUGAACUGUGAAAAAGUCAGUUAUGUUAUAUUACAUGUUCUUGAUACACGCAAUCGUAUUAAUAAAUAUUGUACCGCUUGUGUUUGGUGUUCAGCAAGGAAAAUGUGACCAAAUGCCACCGCAAGCUAAAGUGUUUACUCCCAGCAAAAAUAAAGGCAUAUAUAAAUUGACUAUAGAAACUAAUCAACAAACACCUUUUUUGUAUAUGCCGGAUCAAACUUAUGUUGUUACACUCCGAUCACUAAACAACGCCAAGCCAUUCAGGUUAUUCAUGAUAACCGCUGAGGAUCCAAAUGUGGACAGCACUCAUGACCUUGGCCCUAACCCAGUAGAUGUAGGGAGCCUCAAGACCUUGGAUACGGAGAUUGGCAGGAAAUCCAGAUACAGUGAAAGGUGUUAUAGUUCUGUUGAGAAUACAGAUAGCUCCGACAAGUAUAGGAUUGAGAUCCAUUGGAUAUCCCCGAAGCAAAGUUACGUAUCACAAAAAGUCCGUCUACGUGCUAUGGUGGCUGAAAACGAAGAAGUAUGGUACACCGGAGGGGAUGAUCUGAUUGUCAUGAUGGAAAAAGACAGUCACCCACCUCUAGAUAGUCCCCCGUAUCCGGCUUCUCAAACUUGUGAAUUAUGCAGUGAAGCCCGAUAUGAGGUUAUUUUUCAAGGCCAUUGGUCCAGGUUAAAACAUCCGUAUCAUUAUCCAAGCAAACCUGAUGAAAACGGCUACAGUCACAUGGUUGGUGCUUCCCACGCCUAUAACUACAUCAUGUGGAAACAGGGACUUAAGGCGACUAACGGCUUGAAGCUGCUCGCUGAACAAGCUAACGUUACAGAAAUGGAGAGAGAAAUCAUCAAUGCGAUGUCAAAGGAUAAUGGAACACGAACUCUCAUUAGAGGAAAGCGGCGUCACCAUCCUUACAUGACGGAACCGUCAAUGGCAUUAUUCCGGGCAGAUAGAAUACAUCACUUAUUCUCCAUUGCGGUUGCAAUGAGACCAUCACCGGAUUGGUUUUUGGGUACAUCAAGGUUUGAACUGUGCACGAAGGCCGGCUGGUUGGAGAACUACGAAAUACCUUUGUUUCCAUGGGAUGCUGGAACGAUGGAUGGAGUUUCUUAUGAGUCAGCACCGACAAUGACCCAACCUGUAGACGUGGUUAAGCGAGUCGAAGUGGGUUCCUUCAAUAGGGAAUCUCCGUUCUAUCAGAAGAAUUUGAAAGAUUUGGCACCUUUCGCUACUCUUCAAGUCAAAAGAUUGGACGUGUACCAUAUACCAGAAGAGGAAUGUAAUGAGAAUCAGGAAGAUAAUUCGGAAGGAGCCGAGCAAGAAAUGGAUUACUCCGAAGAAAUGGAAGCCCAAGACGAACCUCAAACGGCCGAGUCGAAGCCCCAGGGGACGUGUAGUCUCAGUGUGUGGAGUGAUUGGUCCCCAUGUGUUCCCAAUGAUGGGAUCUGUGGCAGGGGAUUGCAAUCAAGAAAGCGUAGUGAUAACGGAAAUACUCAAGACAGCUACAAUACUCAAUCUCUACAGAACGGUUCACCAAGCAAUUGUAAUGAAGAUGCUGCGAUGGUACAAAAUAGACAUUGUUCUGUUAAUUGCUAGUCAGUAUGAGUUAUUUAUGUUUACGAAUAGUUAUGUACAUUAUUAUGUUUCAUAAAUAUCUAUAAAGACACAUGAGUAGAGUUCGUUAGAUUAUUGUCUAUGAUGUGGUCAGUUAUAUAAUAAUAACACAAUUAUGCUUAUUAUUUUUUAGUAGUAUAAGAUAUGUAGGUUCUACUACAAUGCAAUGAUGGGUAUAUAUACAGGUAUAUAUGGGUAUAUAUAAAUAAAAU